Dovyalis caffra is the source of this 327-nucleotide messenger RNA. The record is from the annotation of a GenBank genome assembly. Lineage: Eukaryota; Viridiplantae; Streptophyta; Magnoliopsida; Malpighiales; Salicaceae.
AUGAAGAGGGGAAGCAGUUGUAAAGCCAAUAAAUACGCAAAAGCAGUGGGAGAAGCAUUGAAGAGAGAGAGAGAGAGAGGCAAAAAGGACGGUGUUGCGUGGGUGGGCCUGGGAAUCGGGGGCAAUAAUUCUGCCCACGAGGGCAUGUGGGGUCUCCUCUUGGAAGCAUUUGCGAAGGUGGUGCGCGUGAUACGACUUCUUGGAUUGGUUAAUGAAUCAAUCAACUCCACGGUAGAAGCUUUUACAUGGGGGAGGGGAACAAGCACAGUUUUUGCUGUUAAAGUAGAGGUUUCUAUCUCAACAGGCCACGUAAUAAGGAAGGAUUAG